CUAUAAAUAGAGAGAAAGAGAGAGCCUCUUUUACCAAGAGCUCAUUGUGAUGGCUUUACCAAGAGAAUACUACAGUGUUGAUGUAGAGUGUGUGGCAACUGGUAGGAGACACGAUGAUCGAUCCGUUGCGUUUGUGGCACUGGUAGAUCAGAAUGAAAGAUGUCUGUACAAGGAGAAAGUGAGAGUUGACAAGCCCAUAAUGUCCUACCUGACCCCACUGACUGGGCUGCGUAGAGGUGAUCUUGAUAAUGGGAAGAGUUUGGAUACUGUUAUAAGGGACAUCAAGAGGUUCCUAGGGCCUAAUGUUGUUCUUGUUGGUCAGGGAGUCAAGUCUGAUAUAGGCUGGCUUCAUCUCCAGCAAGGAAUUGAUUUCAAGUCGUCUGUCGAUCUUGGUGACUUCUUCAAAGUGUACAAUCCUCGCUAUAACAAUUAUUCGCAUUUCUCCUUGCAACAUGAAGCUAAUGUCCUCCUUGGACCAGGCACUAUAGGCUCCCAGCAUGAUCCUGAACAUGAUGCACGCAUCAGUAUAAGAUUGUUCAAUAAAUAUUAUGCAAAUCCGGCUCUCAAGGCUCGAGAUGAGAAGAGAUUGAUUGAAAUACGUCCGGAGCCUUCUUGGGCGAAGCAGAACGAUUAUCGCUGGGAGGGAGUCUGCAUGGCUGCCUACAUGCCAAAGAAGUGCUUCUGUGGAGCUCCAACUUAUGCUGACUGAAUUUUUAUUUCUUGCUGCUAUAUUAUGACAAUAAAAAGAGUUUUAUUAUUUUUUAAUGUACCGGUUUAUCCUUGUUUAUUUUAAACCAUUGCCCUUUAUAUGAUAACAUAAAUUGUUAUUUUUGUUGAUGUGUUUUAUUGUCAAUUGUUUGUUAAAAGUAGUAUUGGACCAUUGGUUAUAUAUCCUAA
Messenger RNA from Amphimedon queenslandica, 897 nucleotides. RefSeq lists its product as uncharacterized. The record is from RefSeq and is a predicted model, not a curated record. Lineage: Eukaryota; Metazoa; Porifera; Demospongiae; Haplosclerida; Niphatidae. The transcript is spliced from 2 exons. Gene Ontology annotation, cellular component: nucleus. Gene Ontology annotation, molecular function: nucleic acid binding; exonuclease activity. The coding region runs from base 50 to 709 and encodes 219 amino acids.